AUGCCCAGCGAGAUCUCAUUACGGGAAAGCUGCCAAAGAAACGUCACACCAGCAUACACGUGCUAUUUCUCCAAAAUGAUCAUGCAAAUCAUCCAACCGAGUUUGAUGCGCGACGCGUACGACACGACCGGGGUGCCCAAACCGCCGCCGCCGAAGCCCCGUUAA
Messenger RNA from Pyricularia oryzae 70-15, 165 nucleotides. RefSeq lists its product as uncharacterized. The transcript has 3 exons. Bases 1 to 165 code for a protein of 54 amino acids. The record is from RefSeq and is a predicted model, not a curated record. Lineage: Eukaryota; Fungi; Ascomycota; Sordariomycetes; Magnaporthales; Pyriculariaceae.